AAGCACCACGUUCCCUUUCCCCGUCAUGAACCGACCCCGACCGAGCGUUCUCGAGCUGUUCGACCCUCUCACUGGGGAGGAUUUGCCUGAAUUUGACGAGGGAGCGUCAUUUCUUACUACAGGUAUCCUUCCGAGAUCGACCUUGAACGACUUGAAUCCUGUACGUUUAACUCGGCGGCUCGUCGAAGUCGGAGACGUCACGAUGGACUUGGACGGGGCAUCAUAUUCACUGGGUGUUGAAGAGAGAGAAGACGAGGGUGUAGGGCGCGAUGAUGAGGAUGGCGAGUGGGAGUCCGAGCCGAACAUUUCUCAGCCACAUGCACCUUCCGUCGACUCAAUUCUUGACGAUGUGGAACGCACCCCGAUGUGUACGAGGACGUAUAGAGGGGAACAGGACACUCCAAGUGGCCACCAAGGACCUGCACCUCCGACAAACAAGUAUCCGGCGCCACUUCUCGGAUCUAGUGGCAUUCCAAGCAGUCCGACCCCGCCGCCUCCGACUCUGGUCGUCUCCUCUCUGGAUGACGGGAUCUCGGAGCAAGGCAAUGACUCAGGGUCUAGCGAGGAGGAUACUACGCCCCAUGCCUCGCUCAUAUCGAUCCCACUCGUCACGCCUACCGGGAGCCUGAUCGCAGACACCAGCGUUGUAUUGCCCACCCUUCGGAGCCGUCACCUCGCCCUCAUGCGCUGCCUCCGCAAGCACACACGCCGAGCUCAGGUAACCUAUCGACCUCUGCUGUUGACAUGCACGCGUCUUUCGCUCUGAACCUCAGAAUGGGGUUAGACGAUAGCUUUGACCUAUUGAAUGACAAGAUCUCGUUCUUAGAUCAGGGGGUAGAAGAGAGUUUUGAAUUGGAUGGAAUGAUGCCUCCGCAUAAUGGGGACAUCCCAGUUGAAGUACCGACUGCAGGUCUGGUCGACAUCAGUCUUGUGCACGGCGAUGACGAUGUCGCUGAAGAUGUUCCUGUCGUUCCUGUCGAAGUGCCUCCUCCCGUCGUCACAACAGCACCAUCUCCUCAUCUAUCCACCCCCCCUGCCCCAGUCUUCGUAGCCCCAGCUCCCCAGAAAGCCACACCUCCCCAGGCCUCAAUGAAUACUCUCCCUGCACCUCCGGCACUGAUUCCAGCUUUGAAGAUAAUCAAGAGGAAACGGCCGGAGCCUACGGUCGCUGCUGUGCGGAAACCAUCUGCGGAGGCCGUCACCGCACCCGUCCGGACUAUCUCUACUCGCACGCCUUCCCCCGUUCCCCCCACUACCGCGGGACCAUCUACAGGACAGAUUAUUGCAGAGGGACCAGGACCGAGGAGAGUCCCUGUGCAGUCCAACGACAGAGGACGCGCGACUACAGUGGUUCCAAACCCUGCAAUAGCUACCGGGAACAGGAAUAUCACAGGACCGAAGAGAGUCGCUCUUCCAGUUGUUGAUGAACCAGCUCCGACAAAAAAGAUGGUGUCCGCCGCACCAGUGCUUAAGCGCCCUUUGCGACAAGUUCCGCCUAACGCGCCCACUGUCUCUUCACUUCCUCGACCCACUGGGACGUCUGGCAUUCCGACCAUGAGCCGCUUGCCGAUGCCCAAGUCGAGAAUUAUGGCACCAGGUAAAAAUACCACUACAAGCAGUAUACGGCGCAAAGUAACUUGAAUUACAAUGCUGUCGCGUCGUAACUUACUUUCCAGCAUGGGUUCUUCUCAUAGAUAUCACUCACUCGCACAUAGCAUGUAAAUCGCAGAAUUCAUACACAUCCAAAAACACAUCGUCUUGUGGCCACUCCGAUCGAACUUGGUAGAAUCGCAGUGCAACCUUGAUAUCAUUUGGUGUGGAAAAGCUACCCAUCCACCCUUCGGACUGCCCUUGCGACGCAGAGCUUGGCUCCGGUCUUAACGCUAUGAUGUCACCACUAUGUAGUUGACAUGGGAACAACCUUGCCUUGUAAAAAUCCAAGGCACGACAACCACGUUUCUUUCACAAUCUUCCCGCCUUGACCCUCAGUGCCCUCCCUAAUCUGCUGCGAGAGGCAUCUGGGACGAUGUUCACGCAAAAGUCACGCCCGUCGCCAUCUAACGGGCACGGCAGCUAUAACAGUGCGCAAUCGGUGUGUUCCUGUCAAUGGGCUUUACUGCCGCAUUUGUCUCCCCCCGUCCUUUCGAUCCGAGUAGUACUGCCGAUUCGAUAUUAUGCCGCUCCGCUCUACCACAGUUGCUAGCGUUACCCCAUAAAAUACAAGUCCCUAUCAUUUCGCCCCCGCCUUUCUUUGUCUCUCGUCGUUGUGCGCGCCCUUGCUCAUUGAGUUCUUUGUGCGAUGCAGGAAACCGCCGGGACAUCGAUGGUCGAAACGCACUUCUCAGGGCACAGCACGAAGACGUUGCCGGGGACUGUGGGACGACACGACGGACACGCAGAUGGGCAUCUGAACUGCGUAGCAAUACGUCACGGAUGGACACGCACGUUCUCGAUAUCCCCGGAGGAGCUGGCCGUGCUCGACUACGAGUCCCUCGAACGCAUCCUCGAGGUCAACACGCUGCGGCUCCGCCCCGUGGGCGUGCGCAUCUUCAUCGAGCAACCGGCGGACUCGGGCUCGUGGUCGAAAGUGCGCCCAUGGAAACACGACACUUCUCUGCAGACGAUCCUCGUGCAGAAGCACUUCGCGCACCGCAUGUCGGCUGGGGUCAUCACGCGGUUUGAUGUGCGCGACGGAAGCGACCGGAAAGACGAGUCGGAUAGCCUCAGUUUGAGGUCUGUGGGGAGCCGAAUUGUACAUGGGAUCCACCACCGAGGGGAAACAUCAUCCUCUACCGCGGGUACUGCAACUGCAACUUCAACCGGCCGUCGCCAGAGCUGGUUUGGGGGACUCAUCCGUCGACCUCCAGCCCCAGCCAAGGGAAAGAAGAAGCAGCUUCCUGUUGCUCCGACAGAGGACGAGGAGGAGGACGAUGAGGUCGAGUCGGUAGCAGAGCGUGCAGCACCAAAGCAGCAGCGACCGACGUCCAUCUUCGGCUAUCUCAACCCGCUCUCGCUGUUCAGCGUCGCGAAGCAAACCAUCGUCGAGUCCGUGCAUGAGGGCGAGACGCUCAUGUCCCCGAACGAAGCACGAGAAGCUGAGGUCGAGAAUCUGCGCAAACGGGGAUGGAUCCCGCCUGGUCUCAAGCAGCGCCAAAAGUCGCUUCGCGAUCGGCUGCGGGCAUCAGAGGGAAACAAUCCGUUCCUCGGCGGGUCGCGGGUCUACCUGCGCGCGGGGAAGAAGAGCAGCACGAGCACGACGGAAGUGGAGAAUCCGUUCACGGAUCAGGACGCGUCGGAGCUGACCCCGCAAGAAGUGGAUGAAUUCUUCGAAAUUGACCGGACGAGCUCGAUCAUGGAGAUGAACAACCAACCGGCAAAUGUCACCCCGACAAAAGACAAGUCGUGGCCUCGCUUCAAGGGCAAAAAGAAAAAUAAGCCCAAGAAAGGCGAUCUCGGCGGCGCCAAUGUGAUUGGGCAGCCAGAAGACGCCUUUCCCGAUUCCCCUUUCCACUCGUCCAAAGUGUCGGUUGCGACGAGUGCACACACUCAGAGGACGAUGCCGGACGAAGAAUAGACGUGCUUGUUGUUGAUGAUGA
Messenger RNA from Mycena citricolor, 3596 nucleotides. Lineage: Eukaryota; Fungi; Basidiomycota; Agaricomycetes; Agaricales; Mycenaceae. The record is from the annotation of a GenBank genome assembly.